Molecule: messenger RNA, 264 nt
Organism: Dracunculus medinensis (Guinea worm)
Lineage: Eukaryota; Metazoa; Nematoda; Chromadorea; Rhabditida; Dracunculidae
Source: the annotation of a GenBank genome assembly
AUGGCCUCAAGAAUGGAGAUGGCGGCUCGAUUAGACGAUAACAGGAAACUAUUACGCCUUUUUGAUAAAGCAACUGUAACUCGAGGAACAAUUAGUGAAAUGCUAAAGGAUAGCAAUGGCGUGCCAGUCAAGAAUAUUAAGAACCGCCUCAUAAAAUGGAAAAAAUUCUUUGAGGCCAAACUUAACCAUGAAAAGCUAUCUGUUGCUCCUGAUAUCGCUGAUACGUUUGCCGAAACCAUGAGCAGCCAAGUCAAGAAGAAAUAG